AUGACGAAGCGCGGGGUCGCCGGCGCGCUCGCUCGGCGGGCCUGGGACUACCUGCGGAAUGACUUGCGCGAGAUCGUGUGGCCGAGGCCCAUGCCGGACCCGCCCGGGAAGUUUCCGCGGAUCUCGAGCAUGAGCGCGGGAGAGCACCUCGCGUGCUGGUGGGACGGGAUCACGUCGUACGUGGACGGGUGGCGGUGGUACAACGGCGAACCGAAGAGGGAGCGCGAGGCGCGGCUCGAGCGCGAGCGGCGGGAGCGCAUCGCGCGAGGGGAAGCCGAGGCGGCGGCCGACGCGGGCCGGGCCGAGUGGGACCAGGACCUCGACGGCGUCGCGGAGGAGCUGGAGGGGAUGCUCAAGGCCGGCAAGCGCGUGGGGCUGGAGGCAUGGAAGGUGCAGUUCAAGCACUUUUAUAAGACCCGGAUGGCGGCGUACAGGGAAGGGGUGAAGGAAUUCAUCGAGGGAUACAAGGAGGGACGGGCGGAGGCGUUGAAGCCCGUCGAGCUGACCGAGGAGGAGAAGGAGGAGGCCCGGGCGGAGGCUGCGCUAAUCGCCGCGGAGCUUGCGAGGAGGCGGGAGGCCAGGAUGGCCGAGGAGACGAAGCAACGGGCUGUGCAGAGCCCUGAUGACAUCGCCGCGGGGUCCAGGGCGCAGACCGAACGUAGCAGCAUUUAG
Micromonas commoda is the source of this 672-nucleotide messenger RNA. RefSeq lists its product with no specific name. Bases 1 to 672 code for a protein of 223 amino acids. The transcript has a single exon. NCBI's taxonomy places the organism in Eukaryota, Viridiplantae, Chlorophyta, Mamiellophyceae, Mamiellales, Mamiellaceae. The record is from RefSeq and is a predicted model, not a curated record.